Messenger RNA from Centruroides sculpturatus (bark scorpion), 1763 nucleotides. RefSeq names its product clotting factor B-like. Gene Ontology annotation, molecular function: serine-type endopeptidase activity. The record is from RefSeq and is a predicted model, not a curated record. Lineage: Eukaryota; Metazoa; Arthropoda; Arachnida; Scorpiones; Buthidae. Gene Ontology annotation, biological process: proteolysis. The coding region runs from base 336 to 1763 and encodes 475 amino acids. The transcript has 9 exons.
UAGUUCUAUAUGAAAAAGUAGAUGAGUAUUUUUAUACGUGUUUAUUUUUUAUUUCUUCCAUUUUUUUUAACGAUGUUCCACUGACCGAUUUCAUAUUGAAUCAGUAGCAGAGGAAUGAAUGAUUACUGUAGUGUUAAGGAGGAGAAAUUUGCAAGAGUUUAUAUUUCGUGGUGAUUCGAUUUCAUUGAACCUUCACACCGUCAAUUUUGUAUAAAAUAUAUUUAGAAACAAUAUAAAAGACUUCCUAUGGAAAGAUAAAAUGCAAACCAGUUUGAUUUUUAACCUUUUCACUUCAUCUGUUGUACUUCAAUUAUCACAGAUCGUAAUCUUGAAAGAUGAAGGUUGUUGUGUCGAUAGGUCUCGUCCAUUUCCUGCUUCUAGUGACAGCAAUUAUAAAAGUGUUAGAAACGAAACAGUAUCGCAGUCACCAUGAUGGAAGAUGUCGAACGUCUUGGGGAGAAAAUGGCACUUGUCGACACGUGACAAUGUGCGAAGGGAGAAUCGAUACGGGUACUGUUUGCUACUGGUUUCAUGGCUCACCCCACGUAUGUUGCAUUCAAGAAAAACUCUCGAGGAGAAACGCCGAUGUACCCCAUUUUCGACAAGUCGGUUGUGGCGAAGAUUUUGAUGUUAAAAAUGCAAAAAAUACAAGAAUUGUUGGUGGAGUACCCGCCGGAAGUUUAAGUAAACAAGACUGGCCAUGGAUGGCUCAAGUAUUUUUUCAAAUGCCUGGAAGACAAGACAGAUUCUUCUGCGGUGGAAGCGUAAUCACUUCCUAUUAUAUUCUUUCAGCCGCUCAUUGUUUCGAUUUUGGCUUAACUACAAAUUAUUUUGUAAGAGUUGGAAGCCAUAUAGCUGGCCAAGGUAUAAGACAUGACCUGCUAAACGUAUACCAACACGAAAAUUACAGGAGAGGAGAGUUUUACGACGAUAUAGCCGUUUUAGAAGUGACCGAAGAGAUAAAUCUGAAUGGUAGAGUGGCACCUAUAUGUUUGCCAUCGCCUAGACUCUACGGAGAUAGCCUAGUAGGCAGAGAUGUUACUGUAGCCGGUUGGGGUUUGACUUCGUUUGCGGGAUUUCCGAGUUCGAUACUACGUGAAGUCAGAGUGCCCGUAGUUCCAAAUAGCAAAUGCCAGAAUGCUUACGGACGAACCAUUCUUCCCACCAUAUCCAGAGGAAUAACUGAGAAGAUGAUAUGUGCUGGAGUGGACGAAGGUGGAAAAGAUUCUUGUCAGGGUGAUUCGGGUGGUCCUCUAGUUUUAGAAGAUGGAGGGAAAUGGAUGCUGGUGGGUAUCGUGUCAUUCGGUUAUAAAUGUGCAGAACCCGGUUAUCCAGGAGUGUAUACGAGGGUUGUUAAUUAUUUGCGUUGGUUAGCGGACAAUACGGAUAUUACUCAAAUGGAUAAUUUCAAAGCGUUGAAGAAAUGGAAUACCUCUGGAGGAGAGAGUGCAGAGGAUAGCUCCUCGACAUCAGGAACGUCUUCCUCUUCGAUUCGAAUGAUUCGAGUGCGUCCGAAAGAAGUGCUGGAGGGUGCGAAGGAGAAAUCUGCUCAACCCGACAAGAAACGGGUGAUUGUCACCAUUCCCGAUGAGAGCACGUCGUCUGUCAUCGAUUACCUGGAACAGAGAUAUCCAGAAGUUCCGGAAUGGUCGGUGCAGAGACAGGCACGCGAGCAAGGACUGCAAGAGGAGUGUAAAUCGAUCCUGAAAAAGAGGAAAAAGAAGCCUCGGUGGAAGAAGUUCUUCUUCUUUUGGAAGAAAUAA